Messenger RNA from Lampris incognitus (smalleye Pacific opah), 799 nucleotides. RefSeq names its product FEV transcription factor, ETS family member (gene fev). Lineage: Eukaryota; Metazoa; Chordata; Actinopteri; Lampriformes; Lampridae. Gene Ontology annotation, biological process: regulation of transcription by RNA polymerase II; cell differentiation. The record is from RefSeq and is a predicted model, not a curated record. Bases 266 to 748 code for a protein of 160 amino acids. The transcript is spliced from 3 exons. Gene Ontology annotation, molecular function: DNA-binding transcription factor activity, RNA polymerase II-specific; sequence-specific DNA binding. Gene Ontology annotation, cellular component: nucleus.
CGGCUGCACGGUGCGCUGCAGAGAGCAGAGGGUGACACACGAGUCAUGGGCCAGUAGCUGAGUCAGAGGUUUCUCUGUGGUUUUUUUCCUGUUUUUCUUUUUUCGCGUUUGCUCCUAUAAUUCAAGACAUCGAGAUCCGGCAGAAAAUCUGCUCAAAGAAAACAAGGGAACAUCCUGGGGUCCAAUAAACACAGGUGUGCAAAAAGGUAGCGGGCAGAUCCAGCUGUGGCAGUUCCUGCUGGAGCUGCUGUCCGACAGCAGCAACAUGUCGUGCAUCGCCUGGGAGGGAACCAACGGAGAGUUCAAGCUCAUCGACCCGGACGAGGUGGCGCGGCGCUGGGGGGAACGCAAGAGCAAGCCCAAUAUGAACUACGACAAGCUGAGCCGCGCCCUGCGCUACUACUACGACAAGAACAUCAUGACCAAGGUGCACGGCAAGCGCUACGCGUACAAGUUCGACUUCCACGGGCUGGCGCAAGUGUGCCAGCCCUCCACCACGGAGCAGGCCAUUUACAAGUUCCAGAGCAAUUUCGCGCCCAUCCCUUUCUCCGGCAUUUCCAAACUGAACCUGGUAGCGCCGGGCGUGGCGCCCACCGGGUUCUCCUACUGGCCCGGCUCCCCGCCGGCGGCCCUCUACCACAGCCACAACCUGCAGCCGCCGGGCCCUUUCGGUACCGUAACCGCCUCCCACAUCAGCUGUGUCAACAACAUCAGCAACCUGAAUAACAUCAGCAACCACUAUAACUGACUCUGUAACAUCACCACGGUGGGGGGGAAAAUUAGAGUGGCAAGGGGCGUG